Acaromyces ingoldii is the source of this 741-nucleotide messenger RNA. RefSeq lists its product as hypothetical. The coding region runs from base 1 to 741 and encodes 246 amino acids. The transcript has 2 exons. NCBI's taxonomy places the organism in Eukaryota, Fungi, Basidiomycota, Exobasidiomycetes, Exobasidiales, Cryptobasidiaceae. The record is from RefSeq and is a predicted model, not a curated record.
AUGCACCGGCUCUUCUUGCUCCUGUCACUUGUCCAGUUCGGCCUGGCUUCUUUGCGCCUCACAGAAGCACGCCUUCUACCACACCGUAUGCAUUCCGUUGAGAACGGACUAAGAUCAUCGCUGCAGAGCCAAGGCGACCCAGGUCGAUGCGAGAGUCCAGAUGGCAACUCUUACGCCUCGACAACCCUCCACAACGACAACGAGGCCUCUACCGUUUCUGGCUACAUCAUGAGGUCGUCCUCGCAGUACCCUUCCCUGUUCUGGAAGAAGAAAGGCAAUGCGGGCCUUCUGACCUCGUAUCACGAGGGCGCGAAAGGGAAGGGUGCCUGCCUCUACGCAGACUGGGAUUUGCCCGAUAAUGUGCCCCGUGUCGCCCUUGGCUCCUACAAAUGCAACAACGCGGCCUUCGAUAACAAGUACAAUGUCUUCAAAGACGGCCACGCAUGCGGACUAUGCCUCGUAGUGUACACAGAAAGGGUACGCCAAGUAGCGAUUGUGACCAACGAAUGCCCCGAUUGCCCUGGUGGCAUGGACAUGGUUCAAGAGUACUGGAACUACCUCGAAGCGGAUGGCAGCACGGAGGGCUCUUUAUUCGAGUGGGACAUCGAACCGUGCUCGAAAGUUUUCACGGGUGGCCUUGCCAUCUACUACGGCCCCAACUCGAACCCAUACUGGAAGAGAUUCCAAGUUCGUGCUUCGACGUACCCUGUUGUUGCCAUGUCAUGGGCUCUGCGUGAGUGA